Messenger RNA from Anarrhichthys ocellatus (wolf-eel), 1703 nucleotides. It is a transcript of the gene foxb2, whose product is annotated as forkhead box B2. The transcript has a single exon. Bases 329 to 1288 code for a protein of 319 amino acids. Lineage: Eukaryota; Metazoa; Chordata; Actinopteri; Perciformes; Anarhichadidae. The record is from RefSeq and is a predicted model, not a curated record. Gene Ontology annotation, biological process: anatomical structure morphogenesis; cell differentiation; regulation of transcription by RNA polymerase II. Gene Ontology annotation, molecular function: DNA-binding transcription factor activity, RNA polymerase II-specific; RNA polymerase II cis-regulatory region sequence-specific DNA binding.
CCUCUUAACUUUUGCGCACAGAGACUGACUUUUACGCACAACGCCAAGUGCAUAUUUUGACACUGAAAAGCCAGAAGAAAUCUUCUUGGGAUGCAGGAGCUUCUCACGGAUCUAACCUGACGUCUGCGGGCCUUUAUAGCCAACACUGUAUUACAGAAAGAAAAUUCACCAGCUUCUAAUCUGAUGGCUCAGAACUUUGGAACAGAUCCGUCAGAUGGAGACUGAUAUGAAAUCUGUCAAGAUAGCUCCUUGAAAUAUAUUCUUCAAAAUAUAACUUUAAAGGUGGUUUCAUUUAAUAAUUCAAACUUCUAUAAAACAGUAACCAGUCAUGCCUCGUCCGGGGAAGAACUCUUACAGCGACCAGAAGCCCCCAUAUUCCUACAUAUCACUGACAGCCAUGGCUAUCCAGAACUCAUCCGAAAAGAUGCUGCCUCUAAGUGACAUUUACAAGUUCAUCAUGGACCGCUUUCCGUACUAUCGAGAGAAUACCCAACGAUGGCAGAAUUCCCUGCGACACAACCUCUCUUUUAACGACUGCUUCAUCAAGAUCCCUCGGCGGCCUGAUCAGCCCGGGAAAGGCAGCUUUUGGGCUCUGCACCCGGACUGCGGGGACAUGUUUGAGAACGGCAGCUUCCUGCGGAGACGGAAGCGCUUCAAGGUGCUGCGGGCUGAGCAUAUGGCCUGCAAGAGCUCCCCGAUGAUGCAUUACUUUCACCAUCACCACCACCACCCGGGCAGCAAGCUGGGCACAGCACCCGGCCACCAUGACCUCUCAGCCGGGCCGGCAAGCGCCGUGGGUCGGCUCCCUCCCUUUCAGGGUUACGGGGGCAUUACAUGCGCACAGUCCGGCGGCUUUAAACACCCAUUCGCCAUCGAGAACAUUAUAGGACGGGACUACAAGGGUAUGAUGGCCAGCGGGCUCCCACUCACCUCGGUCAUGCACCACCUGGGUUACCCGGUGCCCCCGCAGCUCAGCAGCGUUGUCAACUCCAUGUGGCCCCACGUCGGGAUGUUGUCGGAGUCCAUGAGUGGCGUGCACGUACCUGCAUCAUCCGAGUACGCGCCCUUCGGCGUGUCAGCAAAGGGCCUGUACCACAAUGCCAACGGGCAAACCCUGCCCGCCGUUCCUGUGCCAAUAAAACCCACACCAUCCCUGGGUCCCGUGCCCAGUUUGACGGGGCUGCAGUCCGGCCCGUCCCAGCUCUGCUCAUCGGUCUCAGUGAUGGAGAAGAGCGAUCUGCUGGAAGGGAAAGGCAACCCUCUACACCCGGCUCUCCUGCUGUCCUAACUGGGUAAAUUGCGGGUAAUUUUUGAAAAGUAACGCAAACAAGAAGGACAUUGUUAUUGCAUAAAGUAAGACAGAAAAGGCAUAUCAGCAGCAUCAUGGUUUAAGUUAGGUGCCGCUGUAGAAGAGUUGUAAAAACUGGUUAACAUUGUGCUGUGUAAUGAAUUUUUCAUUAGACCCAUGUUGAUUGAAAUCAUAAUUUAUUUGCACAAUUUGUGAGGGCAUUUACCACAUACUGUAAUGUGGCACUGAUAAAUACAAUCAGACAAGUAGAUACGCUGAACCCAAAGAAAAGCUUUGAUUUAGGAGACAACAGUCUAAAAUUAUUCCCAAAUGCAAACCACGAACUCUGUUUAUAUAUUUUUUGCUCUUAUUCAAUUUAUUCUUAAUCUAUGGCAGGCCUAUUAAGUAAAGACAA